ACGUGACGCGCUGUCACGUGACGGAGCGAUGGGGACUACGCUGGACGUGCGGGUGAAGCGCGCCGGGAAGGUCUAUCGCGAUGGGGAAGUUCUUUCUGGAGUGGUGGUCAUAACCAGUAAGGACACGGUGCAGCACCAAGGGAUCUCCUUAACCAUGGAGGGCUCAGUAAAUCUGCAGCUUAGUGCCAAAAACGUGGGUGUGUUUGAGGCCUUCUGCAACACUGCCAAGCCUAUUCAGAUUAUCAACAGCACCAUUGAAAUGGUGAAACCAGGGAAGCUCCCCAGUGGCAAGACAGAAAUUCCCUUCGAAUUCCCGCUGCAAAUGAAGGGCAACAAAGUUCUGUAUGAGACAUAUCAUGGAGUCUUUGUCAAUAUCCAGUACACCCUGCGCUGUGACAUGAGGCGCUCGCUGCUGGCAAAGGACCUGACCAAGACUUGUGAAUUCAUUGUCCACUCCCUGUCACAGAAAGGGAAGCUGCUGCCGAGCCCUGUGGACUUCACCAUUACUCCUGAAACUCUGCAAAAUGUUAAAGAGAGAGCCUCCCUUCCCAAAUUCCUGAUCAGAGGGCACCUGAACUCCACCAACUGUGUGAUCACGCAGCCGCUGACGGGGGAGCUGCUGGUGGAGAGCGCCGAGGCGGCCGUCAAGAGCAUCGAGCUGCAGCUCGUGCGUGUGGAGACCUGUGGGUGCGCUGAGGGCUACGCCAGGGACGCCACGGAGAUCCAGAACAUCCAGAUCGCCGACGGCGACGUCUGCAGGGGCCUCCCCAUCCCCAUCCACAUGGUGUUCCCCAGGCUCUUCACCUGCCCCACCCUGGAAACAACCAACUUCAAAGUGGAGUUUGAAGUGAACAUCGUGGUCCUUCUGCAGGACGACCAUCUCAUCACGGAGAACUUUCCCCUGAAGCUCUGCAGGAUGUGAACACCCACAGGAGCAACAGGGAAGGAUUUAACUGGGAAUUCCUCAGAGGGGAAGUCGAACUUUAUCCAUGCCUGACUUCAGCAGGAGCCACCUCACUUCCUUCUCCCUUUUUGUGCUUUCACUUUCCUGUUAACCUUGCCAAGACUUGGCCUCUCUGAAUUUCCCAAUCCUGCUGCCUUCAACAACAUUUUCUCCAAUUUUUCUCAGGCAAAUCCUAAAGGAAUCAUUCUGUACCUUUCUUACAGCUCGUGGGAGGAUGUAGCAAGUUCCUCUCUUGAUUUAAUUUUGUAAUACUUGUUCCAAAGUCCUUUGAAGACCCCUGAAAACUCAUAAAUCCCAUUACAGCUGUACUGGGAGGGGAUGGGAAUUAUGACAGAACGAGAAAAAGGGUUCUGAAGGUCUCAAAAAUGCUGCUACAACUCUGGAAGGUGUUGCUGUGGGAUCAGUCCCAAGGUAGAUGGGAAAUGAGUGAUUUCAAAUCACACCAAGGGAAUUUUGGUCAAACUAAGAACAGGAGUUGGUGUUGGAGGAAUAAAUGAAUGUGUUUGUACAACUUAAAUGAAAAAUAAUUCACUAAGAAAUAACCUUCCCAACUCAAACAGGUUGUGGACUUUGAUGUUUUAAUGGAACAGCCACAACUUGUGGAUUUUCCAUCAAUUUUCCAUGUGGGGUAGAGGCAGGCUCAGUCUGUAUCAUGGAAAUUGGAAGUGUAAAGAUGAGCACCUAAAAAGGUAGAAUUAAGAAAACAGAAAAAGAAUUUCCUUUGGUUUAUCCA
Molecule: messenger RNA, 1697 nt
Organism: Pseudopodoces humilis (Tibetan ground-tit)
Lineage: Eukaryota; Metazoa; Chordata; Aves; Passeriformes; Paridae
Gene: VPS26C
Product: VPS26 endosomal protein sorting factor C
Biological process (GO): intracellular protein transport
Source: RefSeq, a predicted model, not a curated record